UCUCGCUGACCUGCUGUCAUUUUCAGUCUCCUCUGCCACUCUCUGAUUCUCCCUCACUUCCCCUUCUUCUUUCUGAGCUCUUCGCGCGGAGGAGGAAGAGACGAGAACUAGGCGAGGAACGGAAGGGCUGAGAAGGAAGCUGACGAAAACCCUAGCCCGUGCUCGCGAAAUGCUCGGUGUUGGUCGUUUGGCAUCUCACUGAUGAAGUGAAGGUCGUAGGCACAUACUGUCGGAUUUCGUUGUGAAAUUGCUUAUUUGUAGUGUUCAGCUCUUUCAAGACAAUUUUUGUAUCUGAGCUAGGGCAAUCUAGUUCAUGAGUUUUGUAUAGGAGCACUUACUGGAUUGCUCAUUAGUAAGCGUAAAUCUUAUAAUUUUUGAUUCAUUUGUUGCUGCGAGGAAUGGAUUGGAGAGCAAAGUUGGAGAAUCUAUAGCACCCUUUUAUACUCAAUCUUGGUGAUGCUAGAGACUAAGCGAAAAUGGAGAAGGUUCCUGAAUACAAAAGUUCUAUAGUGCAGGUCCCGGCUGCUGAUCUCCCUCUGGUUCUGCAUGCAACUGCUUCGAGAGGGGAAGAAGGCACGAAUGCUGCUCAGAAGUAUAAAAAUUUAGAUAUGACUGCAGUUGUGAAGGCCUGCAAAGGGAAGAGCUUUUUCCUGGAAACAAAGGAGUCAUUUCCUGAUAUAGUUAGCUUGAAGCGCAAUGACUCGUACGAUGAAGUGGGGAAUACUUCUUUCUCUGGAGCAAGCCAUCCGCCAGAACCCGUAGAUGUGGAUCUUAUGAGGACGGUCUAUGUUUCUAUUGAUGGAAACAGGCCCGAUGCCGGGUGCUUGAUUAAAGGUCUAUCUGUUAAUGGUCCUUUUAUAGAGGAUAUUUCAGUUCGGAAUCCAGGAAUGAAACCUAAUGCUUCUCCUCUUUCUUCUAUAGAGAGCUUGGUUGAGGAAGCUAGACCGUCAGGUACUCUUUCAUCCCCAUUGUUUUUUGAUAAAGCAUCACAAAGUAUGGAUAAUACAUACUUGAUGCAGGAUUCAACAGAAAAGGAGUGUGUAUGGGAUGCUUCCCUGCCACCUAGUAGCAAUGUCAGUCCACUCAGUAGCAUUGGCAGCACUAUUGUAACUACAAAGAGUGCCAUUAAUAGCUGCACUAGUACUUACAGGAGUGAUGGGGUUACUAGUGAUGGUAUACUUAGCGAGGAAAUGAAUUGUGAGAGUACAAAAGCGUGUGCUAUGGGUGAUUUAGUUGAGAGUGCAAAAACAAGCAUGAGCAGAGCAAGCGAUAGCAGUGGGCUCAGUGAUGAUAGCAAUUGGAGUAAUAUUACUGGGAGUGCUAAUAAGCCUCACAAGGGAAAUGAUCCAAGAUGGAAGGCCAUUAUCGCGGCUCGGUCGCGAGAUGGUUUAUUGGGUAUGAGCCAUUUUAAAUUGCUCAAACGGCUGGGAUGUGGUGAUAUUGGCAGUGUUUACCUCUCAGGGUUGAGUGGGACUAGAUGCUACUUUGCAAUGAAAGUGAUGGACAAGGCCUCCCUUGCAAGCAGAAAGAAACUGACAAGGGCUCUGACAGAAAGGGAUAUUCUUCAGCUUCUGGAUCACCCUUUUCUUCCAACUCUGUAUACUCAUUUUGAAACUGACAGGUUUUCGUGCUUAGUCAUGGAAUUCUGUCCAGGUGGUGAUUUGCACACGCUUAGGCAACGACAGUCAGGGAAGCACUUUUCUGAAUAUGCUGCCAGAUUUUAUGCAGCAGAAGUACUAUUAGCUCUCGAGUACCUCCACAUGCUCGGAGUAGUUUACAGAGAUUUAAAGCCCGAAAAUGUUCUUGUUCGUGAUGAUGGCCACAUAAUGCUCUCAGACUUUGAUCUUUCCUUAAGAUGCGCCGUCUCACCAACUCUCAUAAAGACUUCAUCACUUGACUCAGAUCCUUCAAAACGUCCAUCUUUAACAUUCUGCGUUCAACCUGCCUGCAUGGAGCCAUCAUCAACCUGUAUCCAACCUGCUUGCUUCAUCCCACGGCUUAAGACUUCCCGGAAACCAAGGGUUGAGCCGGGGCCGCAGGUAGCCCGGCAAACCACUCUACCAGAGCUUGUAGCCGAGCCAACAUCGGCUCGCUCGAUGUCCUUCGUUGGAACCCACGAGUACCUUGCCCCUGAGAUCAUCAAGGGCGAGGGACAUGGCAGCGCUGUUGAUUGGUGGACCUUCGGCAUUUUCCUCCAUGAGCUUCUCUAUGGAAAGACGCCAUUCAAAGGGUCUGGCAAUCGAGCCACCCUGUUCAAUGUUGUCGGCCAGCAGCUUCGGUUUCCAGAAUCACCGUCGACGAGCUACGCAAGCCGAGAUCUGAUCAGGGGAUUGCUUGUGAAGGAGCCACAGAAUCGGCUCGGUGUGAAGAGGGGUGCAACGGAGAUCAAGCAGCAUCCCUUCUUUGAGGGUGUGAAUUGGGCGUUGAUACGGUGCAGCACGCCACCGGAGGUGCCAAGGCCGGUGGAACCGGAGCUUGUGGCAAAGUUUGGGACGUCAGAGGGGGUUGGAAGCAACAGCAGAAGGCUGGUUGGGAAUGCAGACUCCAAUUCCGGAGGCAAGUAUCUGGACUUUGAGUUCUUCUGAGUAUCUUAAAUUUGAGAGAUUAUUUUGUGAGGAUGUCGAACGCAGUUCUAUAUUUGGCUACCAAUUAGAAUGAGUCAUGUCAGCAAUACCGAGUUGCGGUACCGAGCAGUAUCGAGCCCUAGUACUGCGGUAUCGAUCCACGGAAAUAUCCGGACAGGAUUCGACUUCGGUACAGAAUAAUUUUUCCUUCAAUUUAUGAGGUGUUUCAUUGUCA
Molecule: messenger RNA, 2799 nt
Organism: Dendrobium catenatum
Lineage: Eukaryota; Viridiplantae; Streptophyta; Magnoliopsida; Asparagales; Orchidaceae
Product: serine/threonine-protein kinase D6PKL2-like
Exons: 3
Coding region: 477-2585 (702 amino acids)
Biological process (GO): protein phosphorylation
Cellular component (GO): plasma membrane; cytoplasm; nucleus
Molecular function (GO): ATP binding; protein serine/threonine kinase activity
Source: RefSeq, a predicted model, not a curated record